Molecule: messenger RNA, 1010 nt
Organism: Clunio marinus
Lineage: Eukaryota; Metazoa; Arthropoda; Insecta; Diptera; Chironomidae
Source: the annotation of a GenBank genome assembly
AAAAAGCGCUUUUUCUUCGUUCUCGAACAAGUUCGUGUAUUUUCGCUGAGGGAAAUAUUUUCCUUUUUUUUCUUUUUUCAAGUUUCCGCUCAGUUCUAUUCGGAAGACCAUUGUGUCAGCUGUCGUUUGGUGUUUUUGUGAUUCAAUCCCUAACCAUGAGUGUAAAAAAGUUAUGUUCGCAAGUAAUUAAGCAAACAAAUUUAUCGUUCAUUAGACGAAAAUAUUUUUCAAGUUCAAAACAAAUUUUCAAUACACAUUUGCCAAAUCAAGUGCAGCACACGCAAUAUAGUCAAGCCUUGGGCAGCCUAACAAAAGAUCAGGCUCAUGACUUAGUAUUUCGCUUGAAUGAUGAGGAGCGGACGCUUUUAAUGAAAACUCUCGAGCAAUUUAAUGUAAAGUUGGAGAAAGAUGGUUUAACAUCUCAGCUAGCAUCUUCUAAAUGGCGUUCACGCUUCGGACGUCCGACGAAAAUUGAUCCUAAUCUUGGAGAGGUCGUUGGUGGAGUUUAUUGUAAAAUGCCAGAGGAUUGGCUUCAAAACAAAAUCGCUGCUGCGACGCCACCACCAAAGACCAAUGACCUUCUAAAAUUGUGUCUUAUCAAUUCACUGCCAUUCGUUGGGUUUGGUUUUCUCGAUAACUUUACUAUGAUCAUUGCUGGCGACUAUAUCGAACAUAGUUUGGGUCUCAUCAUGACAAUUUCAACGAUGGCAGCAGCCGCUUUGGGAAAUACAAUUUCAGAUGUCUUAGGUAUUGGUUCAGCUGUAUAUGUCGAACGGUUUGUGGAAAUAAUUGGAGUGAAGGCGCCCGACUUAAGCCCUAUACAGCUUGAAAUGAAAUCUGCAAGGCGCGCGUCAAACAUGGGACGCGUUUUAGGCAUCACAGUAGGUUGUCUCCUUGGAAUGUUACCACUGAUAUUUAUGAAACAUGAGAAAAGUGAAAAAGACGUGGAAAAGGAUAAGAAAGAUGCUAAGAAGGAGAACACAUCCGCACCUUCUCCUCAAGUGAAGUAA